AUGUCGUCGUCGGCCGUCGUCGCGUCCUCCACCACUUUCCUCGUCGCGCUCGCUUCGGCUUCCCCACGGGGAGGCCCCUCCGGGCGGGGGAGGGUGGCCGCGCCGGCGCCGCUGGCACUUCGUGAUGGCAGCGGGAGGGCGCUGGCUCUGCGUUGCGCGCAGCGGGCGCCUCGGCGUCGGGAUGCGUUCGUGGCGCGCGCGGACGGCGGGGAGAACGAGGAGCCGGAGCGGGAGGACGACGACGACGUGGCUGUUGGAGGGUGGCAGCAGCCCCGCUCACGGCGCGGUGGCGUCGGCGUGGGCAAGGUCGCCAAGCGGAGGGGCUCCGUCCCGCCUGUCGGCCGUUACGGCUCCGGUGAAGCGGCAAGGGGGCGCGGGACGGCCGCGCCGGCGCCGAGACAGGACGCCGCCUCAAGCCAGAACAGGUCGAUUCUUAGCGGAGAUGACAAACCUGCCUCUGCCUCCAGCCAGAACGGAUCGCUUGUUAGCGGUGACGGCAAACCUGCCGCCGCCACGCCGUCGAUCACCACACUGAAGGUCCCAGCACCGGACUCCGGCGUGAUCCCAUCUGUAGACAAGUCGCUGGAGAUCGCCAUCCCAGAUAAGAUGGGGCCGACGCCGCCAUCGCCGUCCGUUUCAGGUUUAGGGUCAUCAGCACCUUUUCCCAGGCUUGACUCAGCUGAGAAUUCGGAACUCACAGAGGAGAUGAGUGAAAGAGUUGUUCAAAGUGCUCCGAAGCGAGAGGCACCUUCUUCCCCUAUUCCAGCGGUACAAGAGGAGGCAUGGGAUUUCAAGAAAUAUAUCGAUUUCAACGAGCCAAUCGCAGAGAAGGAUUAUGACUGGGUUGAUGAAGAUGCUGCCGAUUCUUCUGAUAACCACAAGGAUUACGAUUCCGGCUCUCUGGCUGGUGAGAAUGUCAUGAACGUGAUCGUGGUGGCUGCUGAAUGUUCUCCCUGGUGCAAAACAGGUGGACUUGGAGAUGUUGCUGGUGCUUUACCCAAGGCUUUAGCAAGGAGAGGGCAUCGUGUUAUGGUUGUAGUACCAAGGUAUGGGGAUUACGAGGAAGCCCAAGAUGUAGGAAUCAGGAAAUACUACAAGGCUGCCGGACAGGAUCUGGAAGUAAAAUAUUUCCAUGCUUAUAUCGAUGGAGUUGAUUUUGUGUUCAUCGACGCUCCUCUGUUCCGCCACCGUCAGGAUGAUAUCUAUGGGGGAAGCAGACAGGAAAUCAUGAAGCGCAUGAUUCUGUUUUGUAAGGCUGCUGUUGAGGUUCCCUGGCACGUUCCAUGCGGUGGUGUACCCUACGGUGAUGGCAACUUGGUGUUCAUUGCAAAUGAUUGGCACACUGCACUCCUACCCGUUUAUCUGAAGGCAUAUUACAGAGACCAUGGCACGAUGCAGUACACUCGCUCUGUCCUGGUCAUACAUAAUAUCGCUCACCAGGGCCGUGGCCCAGUAGAUGAGUUCCCCUACAUGGAUUUGCCGGAACACUACGUGGAGCACUUCAAGCUGUACGACCCCGUCGGUGGCGAGCACGCCAACAUCUUCGGCGCGGGCCUGAAGAUGGCCGACCGGGUGGUCACCGUGAGCCCCGGCUACCUUUGGGAGCUGAAGACGACGGAGGGCGGCUGGGGCCUCCACGACAUCAUACGCCAGAACGACUGGAAGAUGAACGGCAUCGUGAACGGCAUCGACUACAGGGAGUGGAACCCGGAGGUGGACGUGCACCUGCAGUCGGACGGCUACACCAACUACACCCUGAGCUCGCUGGACGCCGGCAAGAGGCAGUGCAAGGCGGCCCUGCAGCGCGAGCUGGGCCUGGAGGUGCGCGACGACGUGCCGCUGAUCGGGUUCAUCGGGCGGCUGGACGGGCAGAAGGGGGUGGACAUCAUCGGCGACGCGGUGCCGUGGAUCGUGGGGCAGGACGUGCAGCUGGUGAUGCUGGGCUCCGGCCGCCGCGACCUGGAGGUGAUGCUGCAGCGGCUGGAGGCGCAGCACGGGAGCAAGGUGCGCGGGUGGGUGGGGUUCUCGGUGCCGAUGGCGCACCGGAUCACGGCCGGCGCCGACGUGCUCCUCAUGCCGUCGCGGUUCGAGCCGUGUGGGCUCAACCAGCUCUACGCCAUGGCGUACGGCACCGUCCCCGUGGUGCACGCCGUCGGCGGGCUGAGGGACACCGUGACGGCGUUCGACCCGUUCGGCGACUCCGGCCUCGGCUGGACGUUCGACCGCGCCGAGCCGCACAAGCUCAUCGAGGCGCUCGGCCACUGCCUCGACACGUACCGCAGCUACAAGGAGAGCUGGAGGGGGCUCCAGGUGCGCGGCAUGUCGCAGGACCUCAGCUGGGACCACGCCGCGGAGCUCUACGAGGAGGUCCUCGUCAAGGCCAAGUACCAGUGGUGAACAGCCCGCGCCCCGGCCGGCCGACCGCUCGCUCACACCGUCGUCGCCAUGCAUGGACCGCGCGCCCGGUCCCGGCGGCCGGCGCGCAGUACGUUCGGCCUCGAUCCAACGCCGGCGUCUGCGCGUGCCAAAUCUAGCUAAGGCUCGCUCAGCUCCAUGAACAAUCUUGAUGCGGCGGCCGCCAUGAAGGAGGUGCGUGUGCGACGGCGCCGGCGCCCGCAGGGGAGGUGAUUGUGUUGUGCUGACUGAGCUAGUGCGUGUGUGUUGAGGUGCUGUAAGGCUCCGGUUGUGCUUUCAUGGCGAGGUAGUGGAGGGUAGGGAUAAAGGGAUGGGGGAGUAGAAUUGUGUUGUGCUUCAUGGCGAGGUUGUGCUCCAUGAAGAAACAAGCUUUUUGUUUCUGAUACAUCAUGCAUGCGUAGGAUGUUGGGCUUGAUAAAUGUGUUUGCUAUGUCCUUUUGAUGCAAUGUUAGGAGGGUGUUUGGGAAAGCCCAUCGGAUGUUUGGAUAUUUAUUAUAAAUAGUAAAUA
Molecule: messenger RNA, 2923 nt
Organism: Oryza brachyantha (malo sina)
Lineage: Eukaryota; Viridiplantae; Streptophyta; Magnoliopsida; Poales; Poaceae
Product: soluble starch synthase 2-3, chloroplastic/amyloplastic-like
Exons: 8
Coding region: 1-2397 (798 amino acids)
Molecular function (GO): alpha-1,4-glucan glucosyltransferase (UDP-glucose donor) activity
Source: RefSeq, a predicted model, not a curated record